AUGUCUGUAACCAAAGCCACCGCUAAGAAGCCUGUCUCCAAGAAGGCUGCGCCCACGCACCCUUCCUUCAUUGACAUGAUCUCGGAGUGCAUCGCCAAUGACAAGGAGAAUGCCCGUACUGGUGUCUCUCGUCCGUUGAUCAAGAAGUUCAUCGAGACCAAGUACAGCCUCGCCUCUAACGCUUCCGUCAACAGCCAGAUCUCCAAAGCCCUCGAGCGGGGCACCGAGCUCGGCAAGUUUGUCAUGCCCAAGGGUUCUUCGGGCAAGGUCAAGCUCGCUCCCAAUAAGUCCGCCACUGCCAACAAGGAGAACAACAAGCCCAAGCCUGCUGCCCCUGCCGCUAAGAAGCCAGUGGCUGCUAAGAAGGCCGCCCCCAAGGCAGCGGCUAAGCCCGCAGUGAAGAAGACGGUCGCCCCAAAGAAACCGGUUGCUUCUAAGCCUGCUACUGCCAAGAAGCCUGCAUCCAAGCCUGCCGCAAAGAAGGCCGCCACUGGCACAACGAAGAAGGCACCCGCAAAGAAGCCGGCAGCGAAGAAGGCUGCUCCCAAAGCUGCACCGAAGAAGGCCGCCGCACCCAAGAAGGCUUGA
This is a messenger RNA of Dacryopinax primogenitus, 588 nucleotides long. RefSeq lists its product as uncharacterized. Gene Ontology annotation, biological process: nucleosome assembly. Gene Ontology annotation, cellular component: nucleosome. Lineage: Eukaryota; Fungi; Basidiomycota; Dacrymycetes; Dacrymycetales; Dacrymycetaceae. The transcript is spliced from 5 exons. The record is from RefSeq and is a predicted model, not a curated record. Bases 1 to 588 code for a protein of 195 amino acids. Gene Ontology annotation, molecular function: structural constituent of chromatin; DNA binding.